Sphaeramia orbicularis (orbiculate cardinalfish) is the source of this 4437-nucleotide messenger RNA. RefSeq names its product inhibitory synaptic factor family member 2B (gene insyn2b). The record is from RefSeq and is a predicted model, not a curated record. The transcript has 4 exons. Lineage: Eukaryota; Metazoa; Chordata; Actinopteri; Kurtiformes; Apogonidae. Bases 719 to 2581 code for a protein of 620 amino acids.
AGAGAAGGAGAGUGAUGAUGGAAUGGAGGGAUUAUUAACAGAGAUUGUAUUCAAGAAAGAGGUGAGAAGUAAAUGGGGGAAAAAAAGAGGGAGAGUAAGGACUGCAGUAGGUAUAAAAACAGAGAGAUUGAGAUCAGGGAAAGGCAAAAAGAGAGGGAGAUGGUUACACAGGGAGAGGGAGAGAGAGAGAGAGAGACAGAGAGAGAGAGAAGGGAGGGAGGAUCAGUGAGCUCCGCGAGCAUGCAAGGAUCAGCAGCAACAGAAUGAGACGAAGAGAGAGAUAGAGCGCAGCAAAGAGUCGGAGGAAAGCGCUACUGAUGACUAAAGGACUAUCAGAGACGAGAGAGAGAGGGAGAGACACUGGGAACAAGGGAGAUGAGAGGUACACUGAUCAAGGAGGAGGAUAAGAAAAGAACAAACCAGAAAUGUACAGAAAAUCCAUCCACCUCAUCGUCUCUCAUCGGCUAUUCCUCAGAAACCGAAAGGAGCCUUGACAGCAAUGUCAAACUGGAAGUACCUGGGCUAGUAAGGAGGUCAUUAAUGGAAGGACAUUGAGAGUUUAUUGCUUCAUUGGAUAUUGAAUUUCCUGUCUCCAGCUUCCAUAUACAAACUCUAUUGCAGUGCUUCAAAUCUCACAUAUUCAUUUGAGUAAAGAAAAGCUGGACACAUUCCUACUUUCUCUGGGCAUAAUCCUGCUGAGUUUGGCUGAUGUCACCAUAUGCCCCCCUCCUAUUCAGCUCCUCAGGGGGCUGAACGCAUCUUAAGGACUAUGGGCAGGAGGGUGGCUGACCCAACCAAUCCGGUGCCUGCGCUGGGUGUUCCUCUGGCAGGGGGGCGAUGGGGCCCGCUAUGCAGUGUGGGGGUGCAGACGUCUCCUGGACUGAGGAUGCUCCCCUCUAUCAAACAACACGGCAGCCAACCAACCAACAUGCAACGGCCACUCACUAUGGCAACAGAAAAAACAACAACAGCGGAGACAGGUGGUGUCAUCAGAAGUGACAGCGCCUGUCUGCCAGUGUCCAAAGAAACAUCUCAGAAUGAAAUCAACAGCCUGACACAGGACGACAUGGGGUCACAGGGGUCAGGCAGUGGAGUUUACUGCCAGAUCAAAACCAUACGGACAAAUCCUAAUGAUACAAGGGGGAAAAGGACCACUCGGUAUACAAAUGGCAGCGUGGUCACUUCUGAUGCAGUGGGAGGGGUUUGCAGCGAGUCCACAGACGGUAAAGAGCCAAACCGAGAGAAGAGGAGGGUUCAGUCUCUACGUGGGGAAGGCCAUCGCUCUGUUUUAAAGACAGGGAGUGUUUGCACAACUGUACAUGCCACUCCACCUCGGCCCUGUCGAGUUAUGGCCACGUCUCCGACUCGCCUCUGUGCUACUUGCGGGAGGAGACGAUCGCAGAUUACACCCUGCACGGGAGCUUGUCGCAGACGGGCUGUCACUCAAAUAACAGCCAGCCAGACUUUACCUAAUCCCGUCCGAAAACAGUCUGUGCACCCCCACCAGUCCAGAAAAGACUCAUCCCCUUUGGACUCGCAAUCUUAUACCAAAAACACAGAUGUGGCAAACGCAUCAACACACACAUCAGUAAAGACCAGGCAAAUACCACAGCUGUCGCACACCAUACCGAAAACACACAGCUCACAUUCAAACCAGUCAACACAUGCACAGACCAAAACAAAAGAUUCAAAACAGAAGCCAAGGCCACAUUCUGCUGAAUUUACUCAUUACAAGGACUCAGCCACACAAACAAUAGAAACACAUGCUCACAACACAGACACAGCAACAGCUGCACACACAACCACUGUAGAAACAACACAACCACAUUCAGCGGACCAACAAAAGCAUGACCUGUCUAAAAUAAAUCAUACUGAAGCACAUCAACACACAUCAGUUAAUGCUAAACUGCCAGCUUCUGCCAUCCUCAGUGACCCGAAACCCAGCAGCACCCCACCUCUUCCACCAAAAAACACUCCCAAACAUGCCUUUUCUAAGCCGGCCACACCUGUAGCACAAACCAAAAACACUCCGGAAACCACAGACACAUCUAAACAAACAUCUUCAGAGUGCAUCAAACUCAAGGACUACACAAAACAGAAGAGUAAAUCAUUUGACGACCAUACCCUGCCUUGUAAGACUCAUAUGAAAGCACAAUGUAAUGGGGCCCCGGGGGGACUGUUGGGUGGACAUGCAGGAAAUGCACCACGUGGACUGGAGAGGCAGUUGCAGAGCGUGGAGGAGAACCUACUGUCCAACCAGGAGAAGAUUAAGGUGCUUCUCAAUGUCAUUCAAGACCUGGAGAAGAGCAAAGCCUUCAGCGAAGGUCGCAGCUCAUACAGAACUGGUCAGGACAUUAACAACUGCCCCACCUGCCAAAAGACAGCCUGCAUCAUCUACAGUGUGGAGCAUGAUUUCCGGCAGCAGGAGGGACGUUUCCAGGGGGUUAUGGAGGCGCUGGAAGGAGAGUAUGAUGUGCCUGCACCGACACUGACCAAACCCAUGCCAGCCUCCUCCUCUGGCCGUACCAGUACCAAGGCACGUGUUAAGAAACUCCGCAAAAAGUGUUUCUGGUGGCUCUAAGCUUUGGAAGAAACAGCAGUUCUGGGCAACACAUUCAUACACUGCAGGUGUGGAUUAUGUUUAAAUAUACCGUGGGCCCCAACGGUUCUACAGUAAAGUAUCUGUUUCCUCCAGGUGUACAGCAUGUAUAAGUCUCGUGAAAGGAGGGAUAUUUUUUCAUGAAGCAUCCCUGUAAAUGGCACGUUUUCUACAGCUGAGAGCCUCUGAAAAAAACACCCGGGACCAUAUGCAAAUGCAAGAAACACAGGAAGGAAAGAGGAUGAAAGAAGUCAUCUGUUGGAGCCAGACUUUAGCAGCUACUGUAAUUUGCGAUUAACUUUUGACUGAAAGUGAGGACAAUGGUUUGUAAUAACAAUUCUGUACCAGUGAUCAAGCAUUGACACUUUGGAUGACAGACGGCCCAAUGUUUGUCACUUGGCUGAGUGGUUGUCUAGACAGAUGGACAGAUGUAUGAGCGGAUUUAUGCCAAGAUGGAUUCAUGGCUACAGCUGGGAAUGAAUCUUUACAAUCCCAUUUGGCUAAAUACAGCAAUAAGCUGGGAAGUAGGAAUGACUUUAAAAAUCCAAGGAAUUUAUACCGCAAUACCCGAUGGCUUGACAGCCAAAAGUUGAAUGUAGCAACAGCUGAAGGCCUGAGAGUGGAAAACAGGCUGAUGAGCUCACGGAGUACAAAGACAGCUCGCUGGAUGGAUAUCAGGGUUUUGGAGAGCUGAGAUUGUAUGAAGAAUACAUUAAGAGACAAUUUGAUAGGCAGCUGAUCAAAGACUGACAGUCUAUGUCAGAUAAUUGAAAAUACUGUCAACGCUGACUGACAGAAUGACUGAUUCUCUCCUUUAUUACCAUCCAAAAUGGUAGUGUGGUGUUCCGAGCCUGAUUUUGUUUCAAGGAUUUUUGGUCACAUACAAAUACUGCACAUGCCAGAGAAAGCAGACAUGGCUUCCCCAUACAGUAUUAAGGAUACUCAAUGAAACACUAGAUAUUAGUGCUAUAAAUAUACAGAUACUGUACUAUAAACCCAAACGUGAAUCAGUGCAAACUAGGGGUAGAUCAAGUCACCUGUUCUCUGUUUUUUAUUGGCCUAUAUUCAUGUCACUUACAUGUAUCAGUGUCGCUAAAGUCACAACCAAAUUCUGAGGACAUACAGUGAAGAUAAAUUUAUGGACUUUUCCCUUUUUUCAAAAUGUGCAAAGUAUGCAGAACAAUGCACUGUGACAUACAAUAUGUUUAAGCCAUCAGUUUUCAUGUAAUGUAGCAGAAAAUAUCAGCAGUUUCAUAAGGCAUCUGAAGAGAAUUAUGAACUUAACACAUCUAAAAAUGUCCUUUCAAAUAAUACCACAAAUAACAGACAAAAGAGUCAGAAUAAAAACAAUUUAAAAAAAUGCUUAGUUUCAGAAAUCAAAACUCUAAAAUCAGUAAAAAUCCUGUGUUGCUGUUACAAACAAAACCCACACCAUCAUUUUACACAGUUUCCACAGUGCUUACUUCGCAGCAGUGUAGAGUGUAACCAACCACUAAUCUCACAAGAGCCUGCUUCAGCCGCUUCUGGCUGACACAUUGCCACCAAUUAUAAUUCUGGAUGACACCACACUUACUAAUUAACCAAUCCAUAUCCAAAAUGCCCUAUUCUUGCAUUUUAUAAGCCGUCUCAUAACAGUGUGUGAGCUCUCAAGAUGUCCCUUUCCUUUUGAUCUUCCUCUUGUGUGUACAAUAAAAGUGGGCAUUUUAAACAAAAUGUGCUGUUGUUAACAUAUUUUGUGCCUCAGGAUGUACAAAACAAACAGAGGUAAACAAAAUAAACAGAAGUGGAUAGAAUUACAUCUAACUACUUUCACUUUCAACAUUUGUGACUACAGUCGA